CAGAAAACAUAACUUCAAAAGAAAAAAUAAAUAUUAGUUAUUGACCGGUUGACUUUGGAGUCAACUUUGACCAAGGUUUAGAACAGAGGGUAAAAUAGUCUUUUAAAUAUCACUUUCAGUUGUAUAAACAAGGCGUACCUUAUCAAAACCUGAAAACCCCAUUUCACGUAGACAUGUGGACGUUGGUAACCAUGUCAGCUUCCCCCAUCGCCAUCUUCCUUCUCCUCCUCCUUACUCACUCUUCCGCAACACCUCCACGACCAUUCAAGAAGAUCUACGCCUUCGGAGACUCUUACACCGACACCGGAAACACCGCCUCCCCCACCGGCCCAAGUGCCUUCACUUACGUCUCCAACCUCCCUUACGGCCGCACAUUUUUCCACCACCCAACUAACCGUUACUCCGACGGGCGUCUGGUAAUCGAUUUCGUGGCGGAAUCACUCUCAUUACCCUACCUACCACCCUACCUCAACCGCAAGGCCAACACCACCGCCGGUAUUAACUACGCCGUCGCAGGAUCCACCGCUAUCAGACAUGCGUUUUUUGUCAAAAAUAACCUCACCUUCGAUGUAACACCUCAGUCUCUACAAACUCAGCUUUCUUGGUUUAACAAGACAUUGCAGGGGCAAAAAUGUAAAGGUGCUAUGUCGACGCCGGCGGAAUGUGCAGCGGUGUUCCGGGAUGCGUUAGUGUGGGUGGGUGAAAUCGGAGCCAAUGACUACGCUUACACCGUUGGAUCAACGGUGAGCGGUGAAACCAUUCAACGACGUGCCAUUCGCAGUGUAACAGGAUUUAUAGAGGCAUUGCUCAAAAAAGGUGCAAAAUAUAUGGUAGUCCAAGGCCUCCCCACCACCGGUUGCUUGACCCUCGCCAUGUACCUUUCACCAGAGUCAGACCGCGAUGACAUUGGUUGUGUCGCCACCGUCAAUAACCAAAGCUACAUCCACAACACCAUCCUCCAAGCCAACAUCCAAAACCUACGCAACAAAUACCCAAAAACUAUCAUUGUUUAUGCUGAUUACUGGAAAGCUUAUCGCUCCAUUGUCAAGAAUGCACCAAAGCUUGGAUUCCACGAUGUUUACAAGGCGUGUUGUGGGUCUAGUGGUGGUCCCUACAACUUUGACUUUUUAGGUACUUGUGGGUCUGAUUCUGCAAGUUCAUGUCAGAACCCAUCUCAAUAUAUCAACUGGGACGGAGUUCACCUUACUGAGGCUAUGUAUAAAGUAGUUUCCGAGUUGUUUCUUAAUGGUGCUUUCACUUAUCCGCCAUUCAAGUCCUUGUUAAGAAGCAAGCGAAACUCAGCUUAGAUGAUGAUACAUCUUUUUGUAGUUGUCUAUGCGAUUUUAUUAUUUUCCUUUAUCAGUCAUUCUUAAAUUGGUCUUCAAUGAUCAAUGGUCACAUUUUUAAUUUCAGCUAAUAAUAAGGAACCAUAAAAGUCGAAAGGGACCAUUAAAGUAACAACUCACAUGAUCCACAACAUUAGAACGCUUUAAUCGCCUACACAACUCUCCCGAAUUUAUGUAUCUUUAACAAGUACUAAUUAUCAUACCCAACUAUGUCUAAAUUGAUAAAUUAUUUGUGAU
Molecule: messenger RNA, 1583 nt
Organism: Lactuca saligna
Lineage: Eukaryota; Viridiplantae; Streptophyta; Magnoliopsida; Asterales; Asteraceae
Source: the annotation of a GenBank genome assembly